Molecule: messenger RNA, 2244 nt
Organism: Aureobasidium melanogenum CBS 110374
Lineage: Eukaryota; Fungi; Ascomycota; Dothideomycetes; Dothideales; Saccotheciaceae
Exons: 1
Coding region: 1-2244 (747 amino acids)
Biological process (GO): rRNA processing
Cellular component (GO): nucleus
Source: RefSeq, a predicted model, not a curated record
AUGGCUCCUCAAGCCACUUCCGUUUCUCUGCUAAGAGCUGCAUCUUUCCGCAUCUCGAAUGCAUCCAAAGCUGAGCUUCCUCAGGUUGCUGCUCUGACUGCUCAGUCUCUGCUUUCUUGCCGCGACAUCUUCACCCAACCCGAUCUGGCCAACCAAAAGGACUCUGACGCCGCUCUCGCUCUCCACAGGUUCAACACUCAGAUCACUUCAUUGCUCGGUGACCGCCAUGUUGAAGGACGUUGGGCUGCUGUUGUUCUAAUCAAAGCUACCAUUGAGGCAGGUGGUUGGGAGAUUCUCAAAAAGUCCAUUGCUUGGGUGCGCGGUCUCUUGAUUCUGCUCAAGAAACCCGACCCUCCUCUUUUGAGAUGUCUUACCAUUGUAACCCUGACCCGCAUCUUCAUGCUUACUUGGGAAUUCCCCACUCUAAUCAGAGAAAUCACCACUCCCUCUCUGCCAACCUUUGUAUCCACCUGUCUCAACAACCUCGCUUCACGUCAACCUACCCCUCAGGAGAUAAAGGCCACUCUGGAAUGCUUCGCUCAACUUCUGCCUCGCCACCCUACUAUCUUCCGCCAACACCAGGAUGCCGUCGCAAAGCUCUUGACUGUUGUCUUCGAAGACAAGACUUCGGGUGACUGCGUUCUCGAUCUUGCCUCUCGUAUCUCUGUCUUGCUUCAUCAAUGCGAGCCCAAGAAUGGCGCCAGCGAGAAGUGGGAAGCUACUCUUGUCGCUACCCUACAUAGUGCUCAUGCCAUGGCCGAUAGAACUUUCAUGAGCGUCGACGAGGAUUGGCAAUCUGUCACUGGCACGAAUUUUGUCAACAAGAACAUCUUGUCUGAGCUCUACUCCAAGGCUCAGCAGGCCAGAACCCCUGCAGAAGGUCCUGUAGGCCAAUUCAUCACGCCGGGCUACCAAGGAUUGAUGAACCAUCUUCGAUUACUUACUGCUUACUUUGCAUCAGCUACUUCUGCCUCUGUUGUAGCAUCUGUAGGCGCUGUGACAGAUCUGCUUACUAGACUGAUGUCCAACACCAUCUCCACUAGUUCGACUAGAAGCACCAUCCGCUUCAAGCGUGAUGUCACCAGAGAGGAGCGCGAUGCAUUGACUGAGGUCCUUCCUCAGAUUCAUGUUGCAUGCUUGGAAGUCCUCUCCAUCUUUUUUGACCGCUACGGCAAAGUUCUUGCGCCGGCCUCGCAACCCUUCCUCGACCAGAUUAUGUGGAUUUUCCAUGCUUCUUCGGCUAACGUUGAAGUCAGAACUGCAACUUAUGUUGUUGGCAAGAAGAUCUUGGAUGUUUCAGGUCAGUCACUCAAUAAAGACGCCAUUAGUGCCUUGAAAAAGUACAUCAAUGCAUGCUGCGAAGAUGUGUUGCCUACCAAAGAGGAAAAAGACGCUCAGAACAGCAAUGGCAACAAGCAACAAUCAACCAUGAAUGCCGACACCUUCCUCAAGCAAGGUAGCGCCAAGCCAUCGGCGAAGACAGAGCUUGCAGGGCUGAAGUCCGCAGCAUGGGAUCUGCUUCCUACUCUGCUUGGCCAACUUCCUGCAGAACAUUGCUCUAUUGCUCUGCGCGCAACUAUGGACCGCACAGCAGUUCUGGCUCGUCAUAAAGAUGCUGUCAUGGCAAGCACUCUCAAUCAUACAUCUACAGCCAAAGCCGCACGCAAAGGCAACAGCCUGCUCCCCCUCCUUGCCCGCGAAUACCCUACCGAUCCCUCGGUGGAAGCUCUUCUCCGACCCAGAAUGCCCAUCCUGCAGACCGGCCGCAAAGCCACUGAUGCCGAGACCGAAGCCGAGGCCAUCGACGAAGAUGAAGACUCGAUCUCUGAAGAUGAAGAAGAUCAAGUCCCAGCAGAAGACAUCACCGAGAUUGCAGAAAGCGUGUCACAUGCCGCUGGGUCAUCAAUAGAUACCUCAAGCAACAAAGAUCUCGCAUCCAAGGAGCAAGAACUCGUCAACUGGGCAUUGAACGAGUAUGUCCAAGGAACAAUGGGUCAAAAAGCCGCGGACGAGCUUUCUGGCAAAUCGACCAAGGGAAGUAGCAACGAAGCCAUUGGAGCAGCUAUUGAAGCAGCACACGAAGCGAAUAGAAGUAAGAGGCAACGUGAGGAUGAGCCUGAGACGGUAGUGGCAGACAAGAGACAAAAGUCCAUCGAGCCUCAAGCAACUGCCGAAGACAGCGACGAUGAUGAGUUCGUGGUCCCGGAGAUUGUCAUGGGCGAUAGUGAUGAUGAGGACGAAUAG